ACAUUUAUUAAAACCGGGAUUCCUUAUCGGUUCCUCGGGCUGUGAGCUCUAAACACCUCUUUUAAGAAAGAAAUGUUUAACAAUCAAUUUAAAGUCAGCCCCAUUGUAAUUAACAGCAGAUUUUAUUCUUAACACCAAAAGGUUUGAUCCCAGCUUUGUGGUUUUUAAACGAAAAUGAAGAUGAUAGCUUCGGUUUACAUUUGACUUCAUAUGUGUUUGUGUGAUCAAAAAUGAAUAAGUAUCUAAACAUUUGGAGAACAUAUUUUCUUAUAUUUUUGAUAUACCAGGCUAAAUCGUGGUCUUUAAAUAAAAUUUUGAUGACGGGACCAAAAUUUGGAAUAUUAACAGACAAUGCAACAGCGCUAAUAUCGUUUUCAUCAAAUCACAAGGGAUACGGGUUGUUCAUGGAUGCAAUUGGGCGUGGGGCCCAGAAAGCAAUACGAGAAUGUCAGUACCAAUUUCAAUGGGAUAGGUGGAACUGUGACAUCACUUCCGCUCCACUGUUACAACGUGGGAAAACUAGAGCAACAAAAGAAACAGCCUUUGUUCAAGCAAUUACUUCCGCUGGGGUCAUGUACGCUUUGACCCGCCAAUGUAGUUCCGGUUUCUAUAAUGUAUGUAGUUGUGAUGAAUCCAAGCAAAGUGAAAGAGGAGGGUACGACUGGAAUUGGGGAGGCUGUAGUGAUAAUGUUAAAGUGGGAGGAAGAGUGACAAAGACUCUCUUAGAUAAUCUAGUGACAAAACGUGAUGAUGCAGCAGUGAUGCAUUUACAUAACAACAUGGCGGGAAGAAAGGCAGUCACGAAGACAAUGCGUGUAAUGUGCAAGUGCCAUGGCCCAACAGCCUCAUGUACAUUGAAAACGUGUUGGAAAGAAUUGGCAUCUUUCAGAAAAGUUGGACGCCACUUAAAGCAAAAAUACCGUCAUGCAUUGCAGCUUGACCUGCAGGAGAAAAUGAAAGACGAAAAUGACCCCAGACGGCGCAGAUUAUUUCCGGUUCUGCCCGGAAGUAGCAUGGUCUUUAUUGAGGAAUCGCUUAAUUACUGUCAGGCUAACGAAGCCGAGGGAAUUCUGGGAACACUAAAUAGACAAUGUUCUCGUCGUCAUAAGACAAAGAGGGUUCCUGGCUCUGAACGGAAAAGCUGUAGAAAUUUGUGUCGGAUGUGCGGAUAUCGUGUGAAGAAAAGGGCUGUUGAGAUGAACAGUACUUGUAACUGUAAAUUCCAGUGGUGCUGUAAUGUCAAGUGUGAGCCCUGUGUGGUCCAUGAAGACAGAUACUAUUGCGUGAUAUAAAAGUGCCUUGUUUUCUGGAUAUCCGAUUUUCUAAGGAAAUAAUGAUUUGGGCAGCUUCAUGCACAUCCACCAUUUCAUAUAUUCUGUGAAAUAUUAACAUUCUGGUGUUGACAGUACAAGUAUUUCACACAGUGGUCGAUGUGCUUUAGUUUCUCCGACUUUUAAAAAGUGACGUAACUAUGCAAAGAUUAAAGUCAUGUCUUUGAUCUUUAUUUAAGUAAAUCCAGGUUUUGAACGAUAGAACAUAUACAUGUAUAAAAUGGAUAUUUUUG
Messenger RNA from Saccostrea cuccullata (small rock oyster), 1564 nucleotides. Its product is annotated as protein Wnt-8b-like. The record is from RefSeq and is a predicted model, not a curated record. Gene Ontology annotation, molecular function: cytokine activity; frizzled binding. The transcript is spliced from 6 exons. Gene Ontology annotation, cellular component: extracellular region. Gene Ontology annotation, biological process: cell fate commitment; neuron differentiation; canonical Wnt signaling pathway. The coding region runs from base 231 to 1292 and encodes 353 amino acids. Lineage: Eukaryota; Metazoa; Mollusca; Bivalvia; Ostreida; Ostreidae.